UCCAUGAACGAUCCUCUCAAGGCGAACCAUACUUUCAAUGACCAUUCUACUUAUCUCCAUAGGAGGGAUACUCUGUGGAAGACAGAGAAUGAAUAUAAGGAUCCUGAGAAGAAAUAAUGAAAGGAAGCAGUUGAUCGUCAAGGAGCUGCUACCCUUCUUUGAGAGGAACAAUCAUGGAGUCACCACAAUGCAGUUUAAACAGUAUCUUGAUUCUCGCUGCAAAAAUGGCAAGUAUAACCCAGAGAUGGUCAAAAGUGUAUUUGACAGAAUGAACGAACAUGUUGACAUUGAGAGAGGCUCUAAGAAAAUUUCUGUAGACUACCUUAAUGAAUUCAGUGAUGCCUUUAUCGAGGUCGAGGAGAUCUAUAAAAGAAAGCAGCUUGAAAUUUUAAGCAAAAAGAACAUGCACACAGACCAGAGAUAUGAAUUUGAAGAUCGGUAUAAGGAAGCAAAGGCUAUAGAGAAAACUAAUGAUCAUGGAAUCAUGGAAGGAUCUUAUCUUACUGUCAGAGUUGUAGAAGCCCGGAAUUUAAAACCAAUGGAUAAUAAUAACAGCUCUGAUCCUUAUGCGGUAGUGUCUAUUGAAGACCAGAAAGAAGAAACUCAGUUCAUUGAGUCUAAUCUAAAUCCUAAAUGGGACGAAACUUUUAAAUUUGAAAUCAGAACGGGAAAACAUCAGCUUGUGAUUCUUGUCCUAGAUAGAGAUUUAUAUGCAGCAGAUGAUUUCCAGGGUAAGUUGACCCUAGACAUCAUGGACUUUAAGGACCAAAUGAAGGUAGACAAAUGGUUUGAUUUACAUUCAACUAAUCCCCAUGAACCAUGGCAGGGAGAAAUUAGAAUAGAAAUUCAAUGGAUUCAUUCCAGAAUAAAAUUUUUUGAAGACUUACUCCACAGACUUGACCAGAUAGUUGUUGAUGACAACAAGCAGAGAAAUGAAGUUGAGAAAUCUCUCAAAGAACUUAGAGCUCCAUUUGGUUUCCUUGAAUAUCUUGAUUAUGGACACUUCGAAGAUAAUGAUGUUCAUAGAGCAAAAGAUGCAGCUUCAGGAAGAUUAGGACCACAAUUAAGCCACUUUGAGAAGAAAAUGGCAGUUCGUCUUGAUGAAAUGGCAGAUAAUAUCGGUUUUAGACAGCCUCCAUGGUAUCGUUGGUUGGUAAUUCUCACACUUCUCUAUGUGUUCCUGACUCUAUGUACCUGAUUUGCGAUUCCUAAUUUCAUUGAUUUGACUUUUUCAUCUCUUACAAUGUUUAUGAUUGAACCACUGACUUUGACUAAAGGAAGUUUUAGGACUUUACUAUUAGGAGUGUUCAUAUCAUUUUUCUAUGACAUUAUCCACCUCAUCCUCAGGAGUGGAUACUACUGGAACUUUGAGCUAUUCUACAAUGACCCUGAGAAAUCAGUCUGAAGAUUCUCUCUCAUCUGAGCAUACCUACUUCUUCUUGUAAAGUUCUUCCAAAUGUUUGUCAUGUGGAAAGUCUCAGUCGAUUAUGAUGAAGUCAUGAGGUACAAAAAUAGAAACAAAGCACUUGAUUUUGAAGGAGAAUCUGAAAACUUUAGUAGAGAUAGCGAUUCCAGAAGACUUGAGAAUACUGUUUAUAACUACUAAAGCUAUUUGAAGUGUUGAUAUUCCUAGGUUCAAUAAUA
Moneuplotes crassus is the source of this 1644-nucleotide messenger RNA. The record is from the annotation of a GenBank genome assembly. NCBI's taxonomy places the organism in Eukaryota, Ciliophora, Spirotrichea, Euplotida, Euplotidae.